This is a messenger RNA of Zea mays, 807 nucleotides long. RefSeq names its product RHOMBOID-like protein 3. Gene Ontology annotation, molecular function: serine-type endopeptidase activity. Bases 1 to 807 code for a protein of 268 amino acids. Gene Ontology annotation, cellular component: membrane. The record is from RefSeq and is a predicted model, not a curated record. Gene Ontology annotation, biological process: proteolysis. Lineage: Eukaryota; Viridiplantae; Streptophyta; Magnoliopsida; Poales; Poaceae. The transcript is spliced from 6 exons.
AUGAGUGAUCAUGAUGUACAACAGCACAAUGAUGAGCCUGACUACAUGGAUCGACCGAAGUUGGUUAGGUCUCCAGUUCUGAAUGCAAUCCAGUACUAUGCAUUGACAGUAAAGCCAGUUGGUGAGGCAAUCCAUUCAAAUCUGAAGCAACUGAUUAUGUCUGGAGAGUGCAAAUUGGUGCGCUCAGCAAGUUGCUGCGACUGCAGGGAAAUCAUGUGGAAGAUAAUGGAGCAAGUAAAGGCAGAAUCUGAUCAAUGGACUGAGAUGCAAGAUAUGUUGGAGCAGGUCAGGUUGGAGAUGCAAGAGCUGCAGUCUGUUAAGUUUCGCAUUGGUGCAAUAUACCUACUGUCUGGUUUUGGUGGCAGCAUGUUGUCUGCACUCUUCCUACGGAACAACUACAUCUCCGUUGGUGCUUCUGGAGCUCUAUUUGGCCUGCUGGGAUCCAUGCUUUCUGAACUACUCAUGAACUGGACUAUAUACUCCAACAAGGCAGCAGCUAUAAUAACACUGUUGUUUAUUAUGGCACUCAAUUUGGCUAUUGGGAUACUACCUCACGUUGACAACUUUGCUCACAUUGGUGGAUUCGCGACGGGUUUCCUCUUGGGUUUUGUUCUGUUGGCAACGCCUCAAUUUAGCUGGAUGGAAAGUCAUGAGUUGCCACACACUAACCAACCUCCCAAGUACAAAGCAUACCAGUAUAUUUUGUGGGUUGUGGCACUCGUCUUACUGUUAGUUGGGUUUGUGAUUUCACUGGUGAUGCUUUUCAAAGGGAAUAACGGGAUGGCUGCCAUUGGUGCCACUACUUGA